AUGUUUUGCGAACAAGAUCGAUCAAUUUUGACAUCGGAUACAAAUUUUCGGUGUUUGAGAAAUUAUUUCAAUGAUGUUCGUUGUCAGAUAUUAACAAGACUUGUUCGACGAGGCGUUUCUGGUGAACAACUCAUUCGAGCUUUCGAGCAAGUCCCCAAUCUCAUCGAGGAAAUGUAUUUGACCAACUCAAAUGUAGAUAAUGUUCAUUUUAUUGAUCAAUUAGCCAAUAUUGCAUAUGAUUCGAUUACGAAUACUCCGCCACGAUGCGUUUCUCCUUCGCGUCGAUCACAAAUAAGCAUUAAUCAAAAUCUACCACUGUCAACACCAGUGCAAUCAGUGGUCAAAGUCAAGUCAACUGUACGCACAAAACGAUCCCUACCAUCGAAAACUCAUCAAUUAACUCUCGACCCGUCACCCUCACCAUCUGUUUCCGAAUCAAUACCUGUUCUAUCACAACCUAUAACUCCACCGGAUACUUCUCGAUCAUCCGUGCCACAAAGUGCUUCCUAUCAUUCAUCUGAUGAUUCACCAUUUUCUAUGGGUUAUCAAUGGAAAGGUGAAGACAAUUGA
Adineta ricciae is the source of this 570-nucleotide messenger RNA. The record is from the annotation of a GenBank genome assembly. NCBI's taxonomy places the organism in Eukaryota, Metazoa, Rotifera, Eurotatoria, Adinetida, Adinetidae.